AUGUCACAUGCGAAGAAAAAGUUGUCACCUUUUCUAAAACAAUGUUUCGUAACAGGCGCGGUGUGCAGCAACAUAGCCGGCCACGGCUGCAUCCUCGGCUUCCCAGCAGUGCUCCUGCCUCAACUCAAACAGAACGACUCGAUCAUCACGCUGACUGAAGAGGGUGCAUCUUGGAUUGCAUCAGUGCUCGGCAUAACUAUUUUAGUCGGCAACUUUAUAACACCGCCUAUAAUGGAGCAUAUCGGGAGGAAAGCGGCACAUUUCGCUGUAACGCUGCCGAUCAUCGCUGGGUGGCUGGCGACAAUAUUUGCAAAUAGUUUUGAGGCAUUAUUCAUCGGACGAAUCCUGCAAGGGUUGUCGUACGGAAUGAUUUUGCCGUUAGGAUCAGUCCUUGUGGGAGAAUACACCAGCCCGAAGAACCGUGGAGCUUUUCUUAUGACUGUUUCUUUGGCGCAAGCUUUUGGUAUUUUCUUUGUCCACCUCGUUGGAUCACUGCUUAGUUGGCAAAAGACUGGAAUGAUUUGCAUUUCCUUUUCUAUCACAAGUCUUCUAAUGGUGUUAUAUUCUCCUGAAUCGCCAAGUUGGCUAGCUGCAAAAGGAAAAUAUGAUGAGAGCAAGAAAGUCUUUCGUUGGCUAAGAGGUGAUGAAGAGGAAGACGAAUUAGAAGAAAUGAUACAAGCGCAAAUGUUAACAAAAAAAUCUGGAACUGAGAAGAAGAAAAUUACACUGCGUGGCAUCAUAGAAGUAGUUAAAAAGAGAGAGUUUACAAUUCCAAUCAUUCUUAUGUUUCAUGCAAACGCUAUGAUGCAGUUCGCGGGUGGAACGACCAUGGCAGCUUAUUCUACUAUCAUAGUUGGAUUGAUAAUGGGACCUGAAGCCAGCGCACAUUUAUGGAUGGUUAUUUUAGAUGCACAAAGAUUAAUAUCGAAUACUAUAGCGGUGUAUGUGAUAAAUAAAAUUAAAAGAAGAACCAUGAUGUUUCUCACUGGCGGACUCUGCGUCUUUAGUCAUAUAGCAAUAGCCGGAUAUGUCUACGCGAAAAUUCAUGGUGUGCUGCCAUAUGAUUCUUUGUGGAUCCCAGCACUUCUGAUCAAUCUUCAAUUCUUCUCAGUUGCCACGGGAAUGGUGCCUCUGCCCAAUGUCAUUGCUGGCGAAGUCUUCCCUCUAGAAUACAGAGCCUUAGGAGGCAGCAUUAGUGUUGUUUCCGCUGCCGCAUUUAUAUUUGUAACAUUGAAAACAUUUCCAGGUUUAAUAAGCUGUAUAAAUUUACACGGUACAUAUUUAGUUUAUGCUGCUGUACUGACAUAUAACCUGAUAGUAAUAUGGUAUCUGUUACCGGAGACUAAGGAUAGAACUCUACAGCAAAUCGAAGAAAAGUUUAAACGUACAAAAUAUAAAGAUAAAAAUGAUAUAGACGCUGUGGAGGGAUUACAAGUAAGUAAAGCAAAGCUCCCUGAGCAAUUUGAAGAUGACAAACUUAAUGAAAUCGAAAAGCUUUAA
This is a messenger RNA of Parnassius mnemosyne (clouded apollo), 1500 nucleotides long. The record is from the annotation of a GenBank genome assembly. Lineage: Eukaryota; Metazoa; Arthropoda; Insecta; Lepidoptera; Papilionidae.